AUCCCGCGAGCCGAGCGCGCGAUCAACUCCGCCAUCAUCUGGUCCGCGGUGCUCGUCAUCGACAAGCUCUACGAGGGACGGAGCUACGCGCGAUUUUACGCGCUGGAGACGGUCGCCAGGGUCCCGUACUUCUCCUUCCUCUCCGUGCUUCACCUGUACGAGACGCUCGGAUUCUGGCGCAGGGCGGACUACCUGAAGGUACACUUCGCGCAGACGAUGAACGAGUUUCACCACCUGCUCAUCAUGGAGAGCAUGGGCGGCGAUAAACGCUUCACCGACCGCUUCUUCGCGCAGCACAUGGCCGUCUUUUACUACUUCAUCGCGUGCGCCAUGUAUCUGGUGUCGCCCCGCAUGGCGUACAACCUGAGCGAACAGGUGGAGGAGCACGCGUACCACACGUACGACGAGUUUCUCAAGGAGAACGAGCUCGAGCUCAAGUCCAAGCCGCCGCCCCCCAUCGCGACGCAUUACUACACCGAGGGCGACCUCUUCCUCUUCGACGAGUUUCAAACCGGUGCCGCCAGGCGGCGGCCGUCGAUCGACAACCUCUACGACGUCUUCGUCAACGUGCGAAACGACGAGGCGGAGCACAUGAAGACGAUGCAGUUCUGCCAGCUGCCGGGCGCGAUUCUCCGGUCGCCG
Molecule: messenger RNA, 642 nt
Organism: Micromonas commoda
Lineage: Eukaryota; Viridiplantae; Chlorophyta; Mamiellophyceae; Mamiellales; Mamiellaceae
Exons: 2
Biological process (GO): alternative respiration
Cellular component (GO): mitochondrion
Molecular function (GO): alternative oxidase activity
Source: RefSeq, a predicted model, not a curated record